AUGCACCUAGAUCUCAUACACAAGUCCUUCAUCUUAGUGUGGCUCAUAUAUAUACGAGCCGCGUUGGCUGACCAAUUCACAUAUAAAGCUUGCUAUUCAGCUAGUGAUAUACGAAAAUUGGGGUUGACUUACAAGGGUGUUUACGAGUAUCAAUCAGUUUCCUACUGUCAAAAUGAAUGCCCUGGUCAGGCUGUCGUUGCUCUUUUCAACGGUACAGGUUGCUACUGUGGUGGUUCCGUAGCUCAGUUACAGUCUUUGACGCAGGUAGAUUCGAGCAAAUGUGAUGUUUCGUGUGCUGGCUGGCCCUACCAAAAUUGUGGUGGUUCUUCUGCCAUGAACGUUUAUAUCAAUAACGCUGCUUCUACCGCGGACUCAACUUCAUCUACUGCUACCUCAACAUCGACAACAUCUUCAUCAAGCACAAGUGUUAGUUCAAAAACGUCCACGAAAUUGGACACGAAAACUUCAACUAGUUCUUCUGCUACGCACUCAUCCUCUUCCUCGUCUACAACCUCCACUACCACUUCCUCUUCAGAGACAACUACUUCCUCCUCUUCUUCAUCCUCUUCCUCUUCUACGUCUACUACUUCUACUACUUCUACUACCUCUAGUACUACUUCUACUUCUUCUUCUCCUUCCACCACUUCCUCUAGCACUUCUGCCUCUUCCAGUUCAGAAACGUCCUCUACGCAGGCAACUUCUUCAUCCACCACAUCGACCUCAUCCUCAACUUCGACAGCAACGGUCACUUCUACCCCCUCAUCGACUUCAAUAGGUACUUCCACGCAUUACACUACCCGUGUGGUGACGCAGUCCGUGGUUUCUCAAGCUAACCAACAAGCAAGCACGAUCUUUACCACCAGGACCUCUGUUUAUGCAACAGUAUCGUCUACGUCCUCCUCUACUAGUUCUCUCUUAAACGGGAAAUCGAGCUCGUCCAAGAGCAAAGGCUUGAGUGGUGGCGCCAUCGCAGGUGUCGUAGUAGGUGUGGUUUGUGGUACAGUUGCCUUGUUGGCUCUGGCGUUAUUCUUUUUCGUAUGGAAAAAACGUCGCCAAUCUUCUCAGCAUGUGGACUUGGAAGAGACAAAGCAGUACCAGCCGUACUCACUGGGUGAUGCUGACGCUAACCCUGUUAUUCCACCGUCUGCUUCGAGCACUAACUGGCACAUACCCUCUAGGAAUAAUACAGCAUUGUCCAAGAAUACAGCGUCUACUUUUGCCACUUAUGAUCUGCCGACAAGGGCGCCGGGCGGCAGAGAUUCUAUUAUUACUGGUGAUGCACAUAAUAUCAGCAAAAGAAGUCACUUUCCCUCGGUAGUGUACGAGGAGCCUCCUUCGAUCUAUAACGGGAACCAAAGGUUCAGUGCUACUUCGCUGCCCGAUAUGAUGGAAGAAAGACAACUACACAUUGUCAACCCCGAUAAUGUGAGUUCAAAUAUUGGGAGUAAUGUCUCAGAUGGUGAUGAUGAUUACGAUGAUGCAAAGGAUUCCAAUAAUAGUUCUUUGCGCUGA
Molecule: messenger RNA, 1512 nt
Organism: Saccharomyces cerevisiae S288C
Lineage: Eukaryota; Fungi; Ascomycota; Saccharomycetes; Saccharomycetales; Saccharomycetaceae
Gene: WSC2
Product: Wsc2p
Exons: 1
Coding region: 1-1512 (503 amino acids)
Cellular component (GO): plasma membrane; membrane; cell periphery
Source: RefSeq, marked reviewed